UGGUUAGCCAGCAAUGGAGUAGGCAGCACAGGCAACAUGCUCUGCUGAAUUUCAGGUUAAAAUGAUUUUUUAGGCACCUUACAUCAACGAAAAACCAUUACACACCCCUCUGAGCAAAGUUUUUUUUUUCAAUACACGUUAUUUUUAUUGGGACACCGCAGCCUAAAUGUCCUACAACUUGCGGAAAUUCGAGUUCAAAAGAAGAGCUAACGCUACUAGGCCCAAAGCCUCAAGCCCGAGUGAUUCACCAUCCAGGUGUGGUACACCUGAGCCUGAAGACCAAAUGGAGCCCGCGAGCUUGAAAGCAGAAAUCCUCACAGAACUGAAAAUGGACAUUGCUAUGCCGCUCAGGUCGGAGCUCAAGGCCGCUCUGGCUGAAGAUUUUCAAAACAUUAAAGCCGAGCUACAGGCAGUAAGAACGGAGCUAGCAAACAACACCGCGGCUAUCCGCGCUGACGUGGAGACGAUGAAAACAACAGUGGCGCACAUGGAGCAGGGGCUCUCAUCAUGUUCAGAUGACGUGACAUCUUUGCUGACUAAAGUCGGGAAACUCGAGACAGAAGUCGGCAACUUGCAGAAGAAGUGCCUUGAUAUGGAAGGAAGAAUGAGACGCUCCAACAUCCGUAUACUAAACGUCCCAGAAACUCCAGAGUCAAGCACACCGACAGCUGUCUCCAAACUACUAAAAGAAGCACUGAAGUUAGACAAGGAUGUCCUGAUCGAUCGGUCCCACAGGGGGCUACAGCCGAGAAGCCAGGACGGCAGACCCCGUGUCAUCGUGGCAAAAGUUCACUACUACCAGGAUUGUGCCGACAUCCUCCGCCGCGCCAGGGAGUCCGGGCCGCUCCGGUUCAGAGGGACGGACAUCUCCAUCUUCCCUGACUAUCCCCCCAGCGUCGUGCAGGCCAGGUCCGCUUUCAGCGAGGUGAAAACAGGAUUUCCACCUCGGGUCCGGUCCCUUCCCAACAUCCCGUCCAUAUUAAUUGAUCAAGACUUUGGCAGUGAUUUUCUCAAAACAAGCAAGAGUGAAAAUAGAAGCAUACAUUUCAAGGAAGGGCAACUAAAAGACCAAUUCCAAAUCUUGGAAAGUAUUCUUGACGAUCUUGAAAGGUGCAGAAAAAGCACAGUGAGAAACUUGGACAAGACCUCUUCCCUGCCUGGCCUGAACAUACAUUUGCAUCAACCUCAGCAGCACCAGUUUGAAGAAGACAUUGAAGUUGAGCUGCAUGAAGACAUUGUUUUAGAAAUCCCCAUUCAAGUUGAAUCAUCACCACAGCAACAACUUUUUGAAGAGGAUUCUGACGAUGACCUGUACAGCACCAGGGUUUCAGAAGUCCCCGUUCCUGUCCAGUUAUCACCACAGCAACAGCUUGACGAGGAUUCUGACGAUGACCUGUACAGCAACAGGGUUUCAGAAGUCCAAGUUCCAGUCCAGUCAUCACCAUGGUUUGAAGACGAAAUUAACGAUGACCUGUACGGCUACAGGUUCCGCGUUCCAGUUUUUUCAUCACCACCGGUACAUGUGUCUGUACACUGGCAACCGCUUGAAGAGGAUUCUGACGAUGACCUGUACAGCACCAGGGUUUCAGAAGUCCCCGUUCCUGUCCAGUCAUCACCACAGUUUGAAGACGAAAUUGAAGAUGACCUGUAUGACUACAGUAUACCUGAGCUAGAGCUUUCAUCAACAUCGUCCCACCAGUUUGAAGAGGAUAUUGUAUGUGAGCUGUCUGAAGAAAUGGAUUUAGAAAUCCCCACUCGAGUGCUGUCAUCAUCACAGUUUGAAGACGAAAUUGAAGAUGACCUGUAUGACUACAGUAUACCUGAGCUAGAGCUUUCAUCAACAUCGUCCCACCAGUUUGAAGAGGAUAUUGUAUGUGAGCUGUCUGAAGAAAUGGAUUUAGAAAUCCCCACUCGAGUGCUGUCAUCAUCACAGUUUGAAGACGAAAUUGAAGAUGACCUGUAUGACUACAGUAUACCUGAGCUAGAGCUUUCAUCAACAUCGUCCCACCAGUUUGAAGAGGAUAUUGUAUGUGAGCUGUCUGAAGAAAUGGAUUUAGAAAUCCCCACUCGAGUGCUGUCAUCAUCACAGCAACAGUUUGAUGAGGAAAUUGAUGAUGACCUGUACGUCUACAGGUUCCCCAUUCCAGUCCUUUCAUCACCACCGCAACAGCUUGACGAGGAUUCUGACGAUGACCUGUACAGCAACAGGGUUUCAGAAGUCCAAGUUCCAGUCCAGUCAUCACCAUGGGUCCGAAUCAGGGGACUUUUUCAACGCAUUCAGCAGUUUAUGAAUGACUUUGGCAGACUACUUUCAAGAGUAUGAAUAACAUUCUAUGAUUGUCAUGAAAUAAGUUGUUUUUGUGUUGUUGUUGCUCCCCUCUCAUAUGCAUGAUGGUGCCCCAACUUUACUGUAAUCCGAUAACUUUUUUAAGUAAUGAGUAAAGUAAGGAAUUACAAUUGCAAAAACAGUAAAUAUAGCCGCAAGCGGCAAUCUGCGGGUCCUAACCCCUUUCACCCCAAACCGGCCACCCUGACCCUCAUCUUCUGCAGUCGUUGACAUUGGUCGCUGUGUUCCUCAAAGCUCUGUGCAACCUAUUGAUAAGCCCCAGAUUUCUCCAAAUUUGGUUUUCAGGUACACGCUAAUGGCAUUUAUAGCCCUAUAGGUCGAGCUCAAAAUGCUUCGGUAGGCAGACUAACAGUCCUGUUUUGAACCUACCCACCAAGUUUUGUGAUGAUAGGAGAAAGGGUGUGGGAGUUAUGGCCAAUCAUUAUCAUAUGCCCAUUGUGUGAAACUGGAUUUGGAUUUCGAAAUUUGGAAAGUCACGGAUUAAGCGGAAAGAAACAAGACGAGAUCCCCCGAAGCUGUGGAGCAUAUUUGGUGUUGAUAGAGUCGAUCUUUCAAAAGUUCUAUUCAUUUUACUGUUUUUAAUGUUAUGCAAAUUAGCAAAAAAUCUGUAAUAGCAGCUUUCAUGGUGCAAGAGGCUUUUUUGUAGAGGACUAUCAAGAGGACAUGUAUGAAAAAUUUCAAGUCAAUAGCACUUAUGGCUUGGUGGGGAGAGCCUUUCGAACUUCACACCCUAUGUUAUAGUGCCCCCAUCUGACGGAUUGGGAUAAUAUUUUUGGAGCAGCAUUUAGACAUCAUUUAAACUCAACAUACCAAGUUUCGUGUCUCUGGGUCCUUCCAGCUCGCCAUAAAUUGAUAAAACGCAAACAAUGAUGGUUAAUGACGGAUAGGCCACGCCUGCUUUCACCUAUCAACAUGGCACUCAAGAUAUUAGAUAAUACUGUCUGAUGGUCUUUGAGAUAAGCAUGUGUAGCAUUUAUAGUGCCCCCUAUAGGUCCUCUACAUGUUUUGGUAGGCAGAUUCCCAGUACAGUUGUGAACCUACCCACCAAGUUUUCGAAAGUUGGAAUUAUGGCAAAUCAUUUAUAAGCUCCACCCAUUGCAAAAAUACAUUAGUCCGUGGCGGCCAUGUUUUUAGACCAAUCUGGCUCAUUUAUAGUAGUGCUGAUAGAGUCAAUCUUUCAAAAGUUCUAUUCAUUUUACUGUUUUUUACAUCAUGCUAAUUAGCACGAAAUCUUUGUAGAGCACAUGGAGCUGGACUUGUGUGUCAAAUUGUCAAAAGUCAAUCAGACUUACGUGUGAGGGGCAUGACCUUCCCAAAAACGCAUUUUCAAGCCUUAGUUACAGCGCCACAAUGUGGCUUACUGGGCUCAUAUUUUGAUAAAUGUUGAUGCACAUCAUUUCCAGUCAAUGGGCAAAGUUUCAAGUUUCUGGCCCACUCCAGCAAAUAAUUACAAAUAACAAAUAAUUAAAAUAAUUAUGAUAAUAAACUGGUACAAUUUUAGAAAAAACAAAAACAAAACAAAACAAAAAUAAUGUUCCAUUGCACUCCAUCAGUUCAGCAGGUUUUUAAAACAGAAAAGAUGCUCUUCAUACAUGAAAAGCUAAAGUAUAUCAGGGCUGCAAGACUUUUUAAUGUAGAACUUCUGGAGGAAGUAAUUUAAGAGUUUAAGAGAACCUUUGGUCAUAACAUCUUCUGAAGAAAUAAGCACAUCAUGUCACUCCUGCUGUACUUAGUAUCAUUGACAUUACUCUCAAUGUAUAUCAAGACAACAGUUUUUUGUUUUUUUUUCAUCAUGCUUUCUCCAUAUUAGUUUUCUCAUUGGUAGGUCUUGUAUAACUGACUGAUUAUAAGUAUCGGCAGCUGCUUUAAAUGCACAAUGUUUGGCCACUUCUGGUCAUUCCUACUUUGAUGGAAAAAUUUGUCUUAAAGCUGAAGUCUUAAAUGGGCCGAACUCAAUCCUUAUAGCCCCGAGUAGUAACCUAGAUUUUCCAAAUUUAGGUAUUGACUUAGCAUUGCUGUAAGAUGAGCAUGUAUCCUCUUGAGUGUCAACCGUUUUGACAGUGAUAGCCUAUAUUUGUGAGCAGCCUUUGUCUAUGGUUGUAUGUAUAGACGUGUUUAUGAGGAGUGGAUAAACACGGCAAAAAGAACUGUCAUGUUCCUCACACAACCACAAACACCAAGUCAAGGCAGGUUGAAGAGGGGCAGACAGAGGAAACUGGACUUGAUGUCAUGAUCUUUAAGUGCACCUGUGCUAUAUUCUGACCAUUGAAUGAUAAUCAUGUGUGUACUUUACUUUCGCAUUAUAUAUUAUAUGUAACUUUUGCAUUAAAAUGUUGAUCGAUUUGUUAUUACAAGUAAUGAUCUCUCUGUACCUUGUAUAUAUGUGGGGAUGACAAUGAAUACGUUAUUAUUAAGAGUUAUCAUGUAUAAAAGAUUUCAGUGGAGUUUUCAGAGCAAGUCGGUAAAAGGCAAGGUCACCAAAUUUUAGUAAGAAUGGCCGUAGACAGUGAUCUAAGUUCUACAACAAAUAUUAAGGAACACAUGACCAACAUGUCUAGAACCAACACACGUGCAUAGUUUAAAAUCACAGUAAAUACUCAUGAUGAUCUGAGUCGAAGAUACAUUCUGAUUGGUUUCAUGUGUGGUGGUGAAUAAAUUAAUCUAUUAUUUUGAAGAGAAGAAAGAAAAACAGACAACCACAGGAACGAGUAUCAAAGUUAAGAUUUUUAAAUGCCAAAAUCAAGACUACUAACUGCAAGUAAAUAAGAGUUUGUGUGAGGCAGAAUGUUGUUUUUUUUGGGGGCAUUUUUUUCCAACUGACCUUUUAUGUGACUUGCCUGGAAUCUGCAUCAACAAUAAAAGUUUACUUUCACAGAUUUAAAGAUUUGAUUAAAGUACUUAUGAGUAAAUUAUUGUGGUUUAGAGUUAAUUGUCUCUAUACCAUACAUUUGAUUUCAUGGAAUUUAAAUUUGUAUAUAAUUAUUCAAUAUCUGAGUGUGGUUGAUGAAUAUUUAAUCAUUGUAAUUUUUUACUGUAUGUUUUCAUUGUUCCACAUAUUUUUUUAUCAUUAGCACUGGCUUUGAUUAUUUUUACAUUUACAUACAUUUAUGAAUAUUUGCACUUUUGAAUUGGUUUUAAAGUUUCGAAUAAUAAUCCUGUAUUGAAAGAUUCCUUGCUUUUGCUUUGUUUAUUAAUUUUUUUAUCAGUCUUUUUUCU
Messenger RNA from Acanthopagrus latus (yellowfin seabream), 5563 nucleotides. RefSeq lists its product as uncharacterized. The transcript has 16 exons. Gene Ontology annotation, biological process: retrotransposition. Gene Ontology annotation, cellular component: ribonucleoprotein complex. NCBI's taxonomy places the organism in Eukaryota, Metazoa, Chordata, Actinopteri, Spariformes, Sparidae. The record is from RefSeq and is a predicted model, not a curated record. The coding region runs from base 167 to 2323 and encodes 718 amino acids. Gene Ontology annotation, molecular function: single-stranded RNA binding.